CUCACUCACAGCUUCUUUCACAUGCCUCCGCAUCUCCACCCUGAGCCUCAUCUCAUCGCCCUCAAUUGAUCUGCGCAAGGCAAUUGCGAAAUCACCUCAUCACAGCCAAAAGCUACGACCAUCACAACUCUAGAACAUUUUCUCAUUCUUCAUCUCACAUCAAUCUCUACCGCCAUUAGAUAAACUUCCCGGCUGCUCAUCUAGUCUUGUUCAUCCGUAAUCAUAAAUCAACCCCAAAAUCAUUAAGCCUCAAAGGAUCCAUAAACAUAAACACGCAAUGUCCAGCGCCGACAUCAAAAUCCCCCUGCGCCACAAGCCAGACGACGUCGGCUACCGCCUCAUCGAACUGCCCCCCGAACUUCAGUCUCUCCUCGAAUCCGAUAAUCCUCCAGUCCUCACCCUAGAAUCUUCCGAAACCUCAGCCCUCCUCAAGUCUCCCGACAGAACCUACUCUCUCCGCCAGAAAAACACGUCAAACUCCGUCAUCCUGCUCUCUCCCUUGGCCUCAUCUACGUCUUCAAAUCAGGGUAUAGCCGCUAUUUCUACGAUCCACGAGACUGUCGAGCUUGAGCUUGUGCCUGAACAUGCCGCUGCUGCAAGCGGACAGCUUAAGAACACUGGGAGCAGGGGCAAAUGGCACGAAAUGUUUGGAAAGGGACGAUAGUUGCGAAUGUUAAAUAUAUUCACCAUAGCGACUAUUCUAAAAAUACAGUAAAAAUUCAAUCCAGAUACG
Messenger RNA from Trichoderma asperellum CBS 433.97, 733 nucleotides. RefSeq lists its product as uncharacterized. Gene Ontology annotation, cellular component: Ctf18 RFC-like complex. Gene Ontology annotation, biological process: mitotic sister chromatid cohesion. NCBI's taxonomy places the organism in Eukaryota, Fungi, Ascomycota, Sordariomycetes, Hypocreales, Hypocreaceae. The record is from RefSeq and is a predicted model, not a curated record.